AUGAUCGUCGAUCACUUCAAUGUCUUGGAGAAGACGGGGAGCUCAAUUCUCAUCCGGGGCGGCGAUGUAGUCUCGAAUCAGGGCCUGCGGCCUUUAGAUGCGCUAAUGGAAGUUAGUGUUAAAGUAAAGCCAGACGAAGAGGUUGUUGAGUUUGGCUUCAAGACGCUGUUCUUCCAGGGACUUGGAAAAGCAGAAGGGUCGCUGAUGCCGGCACCGGCCGUUUGGUUGCAUGAGCAGUACGCCAAAGCGAUGCUGGAGUCGGGGGUGCGAUAUGUCCUGCAAUAA
Aspergillus melleus is the source of this 285-nucleotide messenger RNA. RefSeq lists its product as uncharacterized. The transcript has a single exon. The record is from RefSeq and is a predicted model, not a curated record. Lineage: Eukaryota; Fungi; Ascomycota; Eurotiomycetes; Eurotiales; Aspergillaceae. Bases 1 to 285 code for a protein of 94 amino acids.